AGGGGAACGGGACACUUGUCCUCUUCAACUGUCUACUCUUACAAACAACCAGGGGCUCCGCCUGUUCCUCUUCUCUCCCAGCAGGGAGAACCUCACCGCGGUUGCCGAGAGAGGCCCAGAAGGAGCUGGUUCUCAGGAGGUCCCUCUGGACUGGGGAUCUUCUCCAGGAUGAGAUCCUCUUCAGGUUCAGCCCACCUCAGAACGACUGGGUUUCCCUGAGCUCGGGCCGUCGGGGAGGCUGAGCAGAGGCCGAGGAGACAAAUUAGGACUGUGGUUUUGGCUGCGCAAAGGCCGGGGCUAGGGAAGGGGCAUCCCUGUUUCCGGAGCAACAGCUUCAUUUGCAUGUGGGUUGGUGGGGCAGGGGGUGGGUUAAGAGGAGCCGACCCAGAGCUGCGCGUUACCCAGAGCUAGUAGCCCGGGGUCCCUGGGAGCUCCAGACAGAACCUGGACACCCGGAUUACGGGUGUCUCCUUAGGCCGUGGGGAUGCGGGCUGCUGCCGGAAUCUGGCUGCCCCUCGUACCGCUGUAUCUGCUCCUGCUGCUUCCGAGCUCUGAGGGCCAGAAUCCCAAGGACUGCAACGUGGACUUGCGCGACGAGAUCUGCAAUUGUAGCCUGGCCGCCGACUACCUUCACUGCGAGAACCUGGUCUGCAGAAACCUCGGGGGCAAUGAGUCGAACGUCAUCCAGUACCAUGAGGAGAGCUGCAGGGACUUGGGCUCCGGGGUCCCACUGGGCUCCAGGGCCCUGGGCGCCGGGGCCGUCGUAGGCAUCGUCCUGGGGCUGCUGAUGCUGUUAGUGGGAGUCGUCGUGGGGACCGUCCUAGGGAUCCGCAGGAAACGGUGGUGGGAAGCCUCGGAGUCUUGUCCCGGGAAGCCUUCGGAGAGCAACGGCAGUCCGGCCGCGGCCUGGCAGCCCCGUUACAGCAGUCGGAGCUGCAGUUCCGAGCCCUUCCCUGCGGCCACUUCCCCCACCCACUCGGCAGCCCCAGGCCCAAGCAGUCCCGGGACUCCGCUCUAUCAGAACUUGUUUCUGGGCUCCCAGCCCAGUCACCAGAGCCCGAAUUCCACGGAGAGCGGGACUUUGCCAGAGUCGGAAGACCUCUACAUGAACUAUGAGGACAGCCCCAGGUCUGAGCAGCCCAUCUAUGGCAACGUGGAUAGCCUGAGCUGCGCCCCAGACUUCUCAGAACCCCCUCAUCCUGGGGAGGAGGACGAGGAUGACUAUGUGGUGCCAGGGUGCUGAACGCAUCACACUGGGAAGCCGCCUGCACCCAGGGCCAGCCCUGGGUCCUAUCCGACUUUAUGCAAAUGAGCCAGCAAGGACUCCGGGAGAGAGUUUGGGGGAGCCUCGAAACUGUAAUAAAGAAACUCCAUAUCUGUUGCACUGUUUCACCCCACCUCACCUCCCUUCCCUUCUUUCUUUGUCCAGGGUCCAAUCUGGUCACCUGAGCUGUUCUGGCCCCCUUCCUACUGCAGAGAAGAGCUGACCAAACCGGAAGCCACCCCUCCCCCUUUGCGCUUGGGUUCCAAAAAGGGAAAGAGAGUGGAGAGUAGAGCUGUGGGCAGCUAGCGGCACUCAGUGGGCUGGUUGUGGGGGCGGGGACUGGUGCUUCCUUGCUGGAGGCAGGCCUUUGGGCCCCAUCUCCCGGGGUGGGGAGGGGGGGAGGGGAAUGUAAGACCAGUGGGGAGAAGGGCACUCCUGGGGCACCUGGGGGUUCAAUUCAAUAUAAUUCAUCAAACCAAAUACCUACUAUGCUCCAGGACUUUGCUCGAGGCUAGCCACAGGACAAAAAGAGAAAGAGAAAGAAAUAGCCCCAGCUUUGAAGGUGCAGAUUAGGUGCAGGAUUAAGAAAAUACUUCUAUUCAAAUUGUUUGGGGACAGAGGAAAAGCAGGCCCCAUGGGUAAUCUGGGGACCAUUUCCUAUGGGACCUGCCACUUAAAUUUUGAUGGAGGUGGAGGAUUCUGGGAAGUGUGUGAGUGGGAUCAGUCAGUCAGUCAACAAAUAUUUAGUUUACACCCAGUGAGUCCACUGAGCCAUCUCACUGCCCCUAGAACAGGGGUUCUUAAGUAUUGUCUUUUAUGCCAACCUUCCUGGCAGUUUGAUGAAGCCUAUAGAUGCUUUUGUCGGUCUAAUAAAGCCUUCUCAGAAGAAUGAUUUUUUUAAAUGCACAAAAUAAAAUAUAUUGGAUUAUAAAAGGAAACUGAAGUCUAGUUGUCAAUAUAAAAUAAAACAAAGUUCACAGUUUAGAAA
Messenger RNA from Monodelphis domestica (gray short-tailed opossum), 2252 nucleotides. The record is from RefSeq and is a predicted model, not a curated record. NCBI's taxonomy places the organism in Eukaryota, Metazoa, Chordata, Mammalia, Didelphimorphia, Didelphidae.